CCACUCCCGCAGGACAGGACACUGGGCUGGAUGGACCUUCGAUCUGACCUGGUCUGGCCUCUCUUAUGUUCUCUGGCCAAAGCGGAGCUGGUGAGUCAGCGUCUCAGCCCUGAGGUUAUUGAGUGAGUCGCUGGGGGUCUGUAAUUGCCGUUCCGCUCGGUCGGGGCCUGGUGACCUCCAGCCCGCGGGGGCCUGAUGCAGAGUGGGGCCCAGAGGUGCUGCCGUGCUGUAGAGAGCAGCAGUCACCCGUGUCUCUGUUUAAAUUCCAGCCUCCUGAGUGGCCGGAUUUCCACCCUGAAGGAUGAAAUGGGAGCGAUCUUCAUCGACCGAGACCCCACUGUCUUUGCACCCAUUCUCAACUUCCUGCGAACGAAGGAGCUCGAUCCCAGGGGUGUCAACAUCUCCCUGCUGCUGCAUGAAGCUGAGUUCUAUGGGAUCACCCCGCUGGUGCGUCGCCUGCAGCUGCGCGAGGAGCUGGACCGCUCGGCCUGUGGGAGCGUCCUCUUCAACGGCUACUUGCCCCCGCCAGUGUUCCCGCCAAGCGGCGUACACCGAGCACAGUGUGGCAGGGCCGCAGGUGGCCGGCGCCGCUUGCCACAGCACCGCCUGCGAGGCCCAGUGUCGCUCGCAGCAACACCCUGCCCCCACCCUGGGCCAGGCCGGGACUGUUACUCGUUUGUGCUGGUCUGUGCCUCCGGCCCCAGGCCGGCCAUGACCGGCAUGGUCCGAAUCGUCUGUGGGCACCACAACUGGAUUUGCCGCGUGUUUCCACUGGGCGUCCCGGUGAGGCGCUUUCUUCGUGGGCAAGCCCAGCUUAUCGCCACCAGCUCAUACGGGCAAAUUCGGCGUCUGGAACGCGGUCACCAGCACUGGCAGAUCGCAGGACCGUGGUUCCCAUCAGCAGCUACGACCCAGCCGGCACUUCCUGCUGCUCGGCUGCCACAAUCGGCUCUAUCUAACUACGUGGGCGACAGCGGGAACUGGAUCGAGAUCGCCUACGGGACCAGCUCGGGGACGGUGCGGGUGAUCGUGCAGCACCCAGAGACGGUGGGCUCAGGGCCCCAGCUUUUCCAGACUUUCACUGUCCACCGCAGCCCCGUCACCAGGAUCAUGCUGUCCGAGAAGCACCUCAUCUCGGUCUGUGCCGAUAACAACCACGUCCGCACCUGGACAGUGACGCGCUUCCGCGGCAUGAUUUCCACGCAGCCGGGCUCCACCCCACUGGCCUCCUUCAAGAUCCUGUCCCUGGAGGACCUCGAUGGGCACGCAGGCUGCAGCGCCGGCACCGACAUCGGGCCCUUUGGGGAGCGGGACGACCAGCAGGUUUUCAUCCAGAAGGUGGUUCCGGACGCCAGCCAGGUCUUCGUGCGUCUCUCCUCCACUGGCAAGAGGAUCUGCGAGGUGCGCUCCGUGGACAGCACGGCCAUCACCUCCUUCACGGUGCACGAGUGCGAAGGCUCCAGCCGCAUCGGCUCCCGGCCGCGCCGCUACCUCUUCACGGGCCACGCCAACGGUAGCCUCCAGAUGUGGGACCUCACCACCGCCAUGGAGAUGCAGGGCAAGCCGCCAGAAGUGGGGGGCCUGACGGAGGAGGAGCUGCUGCAGCAGCUGGAGCAGUGCGACCUGGCCCUGACGCGCACUCCGGACAUGAGCCCAGCCUGCUCCUUCGCUCACCCCGGCACGCCCCAGGCCUCCAGCACCAGCCUCCAGUCCCAGGGGAGCGACGGUGCCCGAAACAGACCCGCCAAGGGGGCUGCCAGCCCUGGGCUCCUGCUGAGCUCUGCCCGCGGAAGCCUGCUGCUGCCCAGAUCCCGUGAGGGCCCCUUCCCGGUGCUGACGGCCAGCCAGAGCUCCCUGAACUGCGGCGAGGGCCCCGCACCGGAGCCCUGCCCCCGGCGGCCAGCGGAGGAACUGGACAGCGACCCCCAGGCUCCCCACGGGCUGCGUGGAGGGGGCAGCUUCGUCGAGCGCUGCUACGAGCUGGCCCGCUCCUCCGGGCUCGAGGGCAGGCGGCCUGGCCCGGCCAGGGAGCCUGACGGGGGGCGCCUUAGAGCAGAGGGCAAAGUCCUGCUCCGUGCCCCUGGCAUGCCGGCCCGCAGGCCCCCCGGAGCCAGCCCCACCCUCUCUCUCAGGACCCUGCCCCCAACCCUGCCAGGGUCCAGCUCCUCCUCCCCCUUGGCAGCCAGCGAGGCCCUGCCUAUCGUCCCGCUGGCAACACCCAAAGCCCAGCUCAACGAGACCUCGUUUUAGCAUCCGCGGAGGGCCAGGGACUCUGGCCUGGCAGUGACUGACUCACCACAGAGGCCUUACGCCCGCUGCCCGACUCCGGCUCUGCUCAACUUCUCCGGCUGGCCGAUGCCCGAGUCUCGGCCACUGCGGGACCUGCAGCAAGCCUGGGCCCCUCUGCAGCUGUGUCCUGCUGAGGCUGCCCUGCUCAGGCGGGCCGGGCACCCUGUCCGAGGCAGGAUCAUGCUCCAGUCACAGAGCAAUGGAUUCGCUGGCAUUCCUCCUCCUGGGGGCUACCUCUGCCCCCUUGCUGCCCUCUCUGUGCCCUGCUGGGCAUUGCAUGGGGCUGGGCUUCUCAGGUGCCGGCUUGCUGGCCUGGGGCAGCUGCGCCCAGGAGGGGCAAAUCCUACUGCAGGUGUGAAAAGGUCCCAGCUGGUGGGCGGGGCCUAAGCCUGGUAGCUCCUCCCACCCCACAGCAAGCCAAAGCCUAGUGGCAGAAAUAAGGGGGCAGGGGGUGGGGCGCUGUGCUGUUUCAAUACAGGGCUUCCAAAGCAAAUACACCCGCGUCCCCACGCUC
Messenger RNA from Chelonoidis abingdonii (Abingdon island giant tortoise), 2803 nucleotides. NCBI's taxonomy places the organism in Eukaryota, Metazoa, Chordata, Testudines, Testudinidae. The record is from RefSeq and is a predicted model, not a curated record.